Messenger RNA from Didymodactylos carnosus, 408 nucleotides. Lineage: Eukaryota; Metazoa; Rotifera; Eurotatoria; Philodinida; Philodinidae. The record is from the annotation of a GenBank genome assembly.
AUGGGUGAAACAAAAGAAAUUGAACGAUCUGUUCAGAUGAGACUUUAUUCAUUACAUAAACGUCAAUUUGUCGCUGUAUUUGUAGCUUUUUUUAUUUUACUAUUAAUCACUAUUUUAAUUGGCAUUGCUGGUCCUACAGUGAUACGUUCUAAAAGUUUCACAAAAGGAUUGGUUGGACCAUACGAAAUUCCGUCUGGCUUUCUUGAAAAAUUCCAUCAAAGAUUAUGGCUCACAGUUCAAGUGAAUGUCAACACGAAAGAUGAAUAUAAACAAUCACUGAAUGUCCAAGUCGAUAUUACCGACGGUAAAGGUUCGAAAUCACUAUCAAAUUCUUACAAUCGAACGAGAACAAUUCAUUGUCAACAACAAGUUAGUAAUUUUAAAAACGAAACUACGUACUGCGCUUGA